AUGGGAGGGAUAGGAAAAACGACUCUAGCUAAACUAGCAUACGCCGAUCCUCAAAUCAUAAAUCGCUUUGAUGUUCGUGUUUGGGUAACAGUAUCUCAAGAAUAUUAUCUUAGAGAUUUAUUGUUGGGUGUUCUUUCUUGUAUUUCAAAUGAGAUCAAAGAAGAGACUGAUGAUGAGUUGAUGGAUAUGAUAUACAAGAAGUUAAAGUGUCAAAGGUAUCUUAUUGUGAUGGAUGAUAUUUGGUGUAACGACGUGUGGGAUCUCAUGUCAAGAACUUUUCCAGAUGAUAACAAUGGGAGUCGAAUUAUUUUGACUAGUCGGCUCAAAGAUGUGGCUAGACAUGCUGACCCUGACUGCCCUCCUCUUAACAUGAGCCUCUUGAAUGAAGAUGAAAGUUGGAAGUUACUUACUGAGAAUGUGUUUGGGGAAAAACAUGUUUGUCCUCCUAAACUAGAGGAUAUCGGGAAGCAAGUAGCACAAAAAUGCCAAGGACUACCAUUAGCUCUUCUAGUGGUUGCGGGGCAUCUUUCUAAAAUUGAAAGGACACAAGAAAGUUGGGAAGGAGUUGCCAAAAGUGUAAGUAAAGUUGUUACUAAUGAAUCAGAUAAAUGUCUCGGAGUGCUUGCUAUGAGUUACAAUUACUUACCUAAUCAUCUUAAACCAUGUUUCCUCUAUAUGGGAGUUUUUCCAGAAGAUAGUGAUGUCAGCAUAAAGAGAUUGAUCAACUUAUGGGUUUCUGAGGGUUUUCUAUCGGAAGAAUUAGUGGGAAGAGAUUGUUUGGAGGAUCUUGUUAGUAGGAAUCUGAUAAUGGUUAAGAAGAGGAGAUUUAAUAACGAGGCGAGAACAUGUGGUGUCCAUGAUCUGGUUCGUGACCUAAUUUUAAGAGAAGCUGAGAAAGAAAAGUUCCUGCUGGUUGCUAGAAUUCAUGAAGCCACUAAUCCUUCGGCAAAGAAGCCCCGUGUUCAUCACUAUAGUUUCCAUACAAGCAUGUAUAAGGCUGAUUUCUGGGAGUCAUCAUCCAGUGAUCAUCUCACCCGAACUGUGCACUUCUUCCGUGGAUUAGCGCUUCUUCCGUGGACUAGCUUCAAACUGCUAAGAGUGUUAGCAAUCCUUGAUUUUACGUUUCAAGAUUUUCCACUUGACAUAACAAAAUUAGUACAUCUCAGAUACCUUGAAUUCAACUGUUACGAUGAUCUUCACUGGUUAGUGUCGGAACUUUAUAAUCUGCAGACCUUGAUUUUUAAUUACCGAGGUGAUAAAUCUCCAACUAUACCUGCAGCUCUCUGGGAGAUGAAACAUUUAAAGCAUAUUCACAUCAGUAACUUUUUUUCUUUCCAGAUUCCAUCAAGUAAGGUACAGUCUGGUUUCAAGCUACAACAUUUGGAGGAAAUUUCCUGUCUAUGCUUGUCCUGCUCUACUAGUGAACUCUUUUCUGCUAUUCCAAAUCUCAAGAGGCUGAAAAUUUGCGGAAAUUGGAGAGAAUGCGAGAGAGAGGAGAUUUCCCAUUGCCUAAAAAAUAUUUCCUGUUUAGAUAAACUUGAAAUAUUGAAGGUCAUCUGCCACGGAAUAAACCAACCCCCAGUUCCUUGCAAGUAUGUUUUGCCUACAUCUCUGAAGAGGUUGACUUUGCAAAGGACUUUCUUACCAUGGGAAGACAUGGCAAACAUUACGAUGUUGCCAAACCUCGAACUGCUUAAAAUUAAAAAAUAUGGAUUCUGUGGCGGAGUUUGGAGAUUAAAUGAUGACGAGUACUUCAAUCGACUUAAGUUCCUCCUAAUCAAUCGGACAAAUCUGGAGCACUUGGAAGUUAGCAGUGUCAACUUCCCAAUUCUGCAACGCUUAGUUCUCAAAAAAUGUUUAUACCUGGAGGAAAUUCCUAAAGAUAUCGGGGAAAUUUGUACCUUGGAGUCACUAGAAUUGCACGAUUGCAGCCUUUCCGCUGCAAAAUCUGUGAAAGAAAUUCAAGAAGAUCAAGAGAGCAUGGGAAACGAGAUCCUUAGUGUCCACAUCCACAAUUGCCGGUAA
Molecule: messenger RNA, 2025 nt
Organism: Lycium barbarum (goji berry)
Lineage: Eukaryota; Viridiplantae; Streptophyta; Magnoliopsida; Solanales; Solanaceae
Product: putative late blight resistance protein homolog R1A-10
Exons: 1
Coding region: 1-2025 (674 amino acids)
Biological process (GO): defense response to other organism
Molecular function (GO): ADP binding
Source: RefSeq, a predicted model, not a curated record